AUGGCGCGACGCUCCCUCCGCUUAUCGCUGGUGCGGAGAAAUCAAAACAAGAAGAAACGGCCCAGUCCAGUUUCCCCCCCCGUCUCCAUGUCGACCGAGUCUCCCAACAACAGCAUCAACACCAACACCAACACCAAUAUUAUCAGCCCCAGCCACAGAGGGAGAGACUCUGGCGUUGUGAGCGUGUCGUCAGAUGCCGGCGAGAUGGAUCACGGCUCUUCUCUGCUGUCUGUAGGGGCGCGCGACGUCCCGCUGCCGACCGACUCGGGGACCGAAGAAGAAACCGCAACAGAGACAAUAACACGAACAACAACGAGGGAUACAAUGGAGGAAGAGAACACCGAUGAAACCAGUCAUUCGAUGCUAUUGCUAGACGAUCAUACCAUGCUCUCGAACCAGGAUUCGAUGGUUCUUCCUUCCCUGACGGACCGAGACGAUAGCAGCAGCUUCCUGGCAGACCACGACAUCGACACGGUCGCCGACGCAGACGCAGACCCUGACGCUGAGCAUGAGCAUGGGCAUGAGCAUGAGCAUGACCACGAACCGGAAUAUAAUCAGACGUACAUCGAGGAGAAGGAGAUGCGUCGCAAGCUGAUGGAGAUGGAGUCUAGUUUCCUGCCGGAGCCGUCGACCAUCGAGAUCGCCUCGACGGGGCAGAGGCAGGGCAUGGACGAUACCUUCCUCGUCGGUGUGGAAGACUACACUAAUCCCGAGAGGAAAUAUGACGAUGACUACGAUGACGACGGUGUUUCUGGUAACAGGAAUAACCUACUGCCAUCAGUUGAUGGAGUUCAACUGUCGUUUGUCUCGCAGAAUACGCAGAACGAGGAGUUACCUGAGAUCAUCGAGGAAUCACACCUGGACCUAAAUACCCCAAGCCAUAAAGACAAUUCGACCCUGUUGGACGUGUCACCCCCUUCAUCACCCGCUGCUGCGGCCGCUGCUAGGAACGAUUUCAGGACAUAUUCCUUUUCCUCGUCGAAUCGGGGGGCCAGCGUGAUCCACAUCCCACAAGAACAACAAGAGCAGCAACGACAACAAGAAGAGGGGCAGCAAGAGCACCCAUCAACAGAUGCAGACAACAUUGCGGGUCUGGGUGCAGGUAUCUUCUCACGAACCGUCCUCAAACAGUCGAACCUGUUUGCUGAUAUCGUCCCGGAAGCAGAGGCAGAUACUGCAGCCGCACGCAGCAGCAGCAGCAGCAGUGUGCGGGGCAGCCGACCGAAGUAUUUAAGUAGCCGGCAGUCCUCGCAUCGCUUGUCGUACUCAUCGGUCGCAAGCACGAAUACAGAGACGACCAACAGUGAUGCUACCCUGGGUGCAGACUACGCACUGCAAUCCGGGGGUGCGGUACCCGGCAGCCACAACGGUUCCCAAACUGCGAAGCGCAAUAUCCUGGCCCGGUCGGUCAGUUUGGGGAGUAUGGCUUCAGGGAUAUCCGGGUACAGCGAGGAGAACAUUCUGGAGAAGCGAAACCCCAGUACCGGCGGAGGCGGCGGUAGCUUGGUUGAUGGCGGUCUGCAGACUCUUAAUGAGGAAGAGGUUUCAACGUCUCGUCCGGGGUCGUCCUCUCAUCAGGAGGAAGCCAGGACUGCAGAGGAGACGGCACCCAUGACGCCCAGGGCAAAACAGCCGCCGACCUUGCAGCUACAGCAGCACCAAGAGCAGCAGCAGCAACAGCAACAGCAACAGCAACAGACCCAGGCACCUCAAGAUUUCAGCGCCUUGACCGAUACGGCGAUCACAGAGCGCGUCAAAGAUAUUCAGGUUCCUGGCUCGUUUGCGCGGCAAUUCCGCGAAAAGUUCGACCAACGGACGGGGGCGCCACCAACGCCAGCCUUUGCACGAAGCGGCAAGACAAUGACCCUCAAGGAGCAGAGCAGCACGAUCGACCGGCUAUCCAAGGAGAAUUUUGAUCUGAAGAUGCGGAUCCACUUCCUCAACGAAGCGCUGAACAAGCGCUCCGAGGAAGGCAUCAAGGAGAUGAUCUCGGAAAACGUCGAGCUCAAGUCGGACAAGCUGCGUCUACAAAAGGAACACCAGAGCCUGAAGCGGAAGCUCCGCGAUCUUGAGAAGCAGCUGCGUGACCGCGAUCAGCAGUCAGACCGAGGUUCCAUGAUCAAUAAUGAUCCGGAUGCCCCUUCAGAGGACGACGAUCGCGCCGACCCCGCACAAGAGGAAGAGAUCCUUUUCCUGCGCGAACGCAUGGAGACCUACGAGAUCGAGAUCGACCGCCUGCGCUCCGAGAGCAUUGCAAGGGAGUCCGAGAAGCGACGUCUUGCCGAGAUGGUCAAGUCGCUCAGUGAUAACCGGACCAUCGGCUCGGAUGUGGGUGCCCGCGAGGAGAGAGAUAUGUGGAAAGAUAUGCUGGACGCAGAGACUGCCGCCCGCGAGCAAGCCGAAGAGGAGAACAAACGACUGCGUGAUGAAAUGCUGCGGCUCAAGACCGACCUGAUCCCAACCCUCGCCGCGGCGUCCGCGGCGGCGGCAACCUCGAGCAGCAAGCCUGGUUCGCGAGAUCGUAUGGGCUCGGUGGUGUCGUAUGCGACCAGCUCCGACCGCGAAAUCAACCGUAACACGACGAGUGGCAGCAGUACGUUGGUGGUGGAACUAGAGCUACUCAAGCAGGAGAAUGCCGAGUUGCGCAAAGAGGUCAGCGCGCAGACCUCCAUGCUUACCUCGCGCAACCGGGAGAAGGAGCGCCUCUACCAGGAGAUCGAAGAGCUCAAGCUUGGCCAGCGCCGCGAGGGAGGCCGGUCUGUCGCCGGCGACAGCAUCUUUGACCGCUCCGCCUCGCGGGCGCACGUCCGGUCUUCGUCGCGGACCAGCGAUGAGACGGCAAAUAAUCAUCUCAAUAAUGGUGGCGGGGGUGUCAAUAGCAGUGCGUCGCAGCUCAGCGAUGCCGAGCGUGACGACUGGGAGGCCAAGACGGGCCAGCUGCGCGACCAGGUAUCGGCGCUGAAGCUAGAGAACCAGACCCUGCGGGCGCAGCUGGAGGAUUGCACGCAGGAGCUAGACGCCCUCGACAAGGCGUACCAGGCCGACGUGGAUCAGGCUGAGGAGGAGAUCCAGAAUUUACAGACGGAGCGCGAUCAGGCGCUGCACAUGGCCGAGGAGCGGGACGCGGCCUUCCAGGAUCUGCGGGCGGAGGCACAGGAGGAGCUAGACGCGCUGGGCGAGGAGUUGGAAGGAAAGAUCGACGAGUGCCAGCGGCUGGACGAAGAGCUGCAGGCGCAGGACGCGAACUUGAAAGUGCUGCAGGCGGAGAUGCGGUCUGCCAGCGAGGGCAUCAUCCGGCUCGAGGAGGACGCGCAGAACAACCUGCACAAGUACAAGGCGGUGCAGCAGGAGCUGCAGGAGUCUAACCGGGAGAUUGAAUCGCUGGAGAAGGCGCUGAUCGAGAGCAACGCGAAGCUGCAGCGACUGACGGUGCAAAACGAGUCGAGUCAGAACGAGAUUGCGUUCCUGCGCGAGGAACAGGAUGGCGACAAGAUCAAGAUUGGCGACCUCGAGUCCGAGCUCAAGACGUACCAGCUUGGCCUGCAGAGCGAGCGCGACAAGACCCGCGAGCUUGAGGACCGACUGGCCGACGAGCGUCAUCAGCGCGAGGUUGUUGGCAGCAAGGAGAAGCAAGAAGUGCAGCGCAUCGUCAACGAGCUGAAUCGCGAGGCCGCCGCGGCCAAGGAGGAGGCCCGCCGGUUGAAGAAGAGCCUGUCGGCGCAGGAGAUCGAGACAACUACCUGGCGCGAGCGUCUGCUGGAUUGGGAGAACAACCUGCGUGAGACGCUGGGCGACCUGACAGGCAGUCGGUCCAGUCUAAUCACCAACAUCACCAAGCUGCAGAAGGAGCUCGAGUCGACCGCACUCGAGCUGGAGAGCGUGCGCGCCUCGCUGGACGAGAAGGAGUCGCUGCUUCGCAACCGCGACGCCCUGCUCGAGAGCCACGGGCUGGAGUCGCGGAAGCUGGGCGAAAUGCUCGAACGGGAGCGCGCCGCGAGGCGCGCCGACAAGCAGUCGUUCGAGCAGGCGCUCAAAUCGCACCAUCACGCCUCGCGCACCAUCACCCAGAGCAACUCGCGCAUCUCGGAGCUCGAGGCCGCGCGCUCGCAGGACCGCAAGCGGUUCGCCACCCUCGAGCAACAGACCAAGGAUCAGUUGAAUGAGCGCAACGCCAUGCUACUCACCAUCUGGAAGCGCCUGUCCGCCAUGUGUGGGCCCGACUGGGCACACUCCAACAGUCUAAUCAACGGCAACUUGCCCAGCCAGGAGGUCAUCGGGAACAUCCUUUUCUGGCCGGGCUUCAGUCGUAACCUGCUGCUCGCCGUCAAAACCGUCGAGACCGUCCUCGCCAACUUCAAGACGCGUAUCAAGGCCGUCGACCGCGAACUCACCAAGCAGUACCAGACUCUAGAGCACACCUUUACCCAGCGUGUGAAAAGGCUCGAGCGUCUUGAGGAGUCUGCGAAGAAUAUGCGUGCCGCCCAGCAGCAACAGCAACAGCACAACCACCACAGCCGCAACCACUCCAAUCCGUCACCCGAGAUGGCCAAGUUGCGGGGCGAGAACCGUCUGCUGCGCGCCGAGCUGAACCUGCUGCAGUCAUCGUCGCCUCACUCGCGCAGUCGCGGGUCCGGUCUGCGCCAACCAGGCUCCCCCGGUCAUCCACCUCCACAAGAAGGAAGCCAACCACCACCCUUCCUGGCCCGUCAUCAAACCACACCGCUCACCGUUGAGCAGACAGGCAGUUCCUCGCAGCUUGCACGAUCCGAGCGAGGCCUGGCACGCAGCGCGACUUCGACCGGCAUCCCGCAGCCGUCGCACUUGUCGUCGUCGUCGUCGUCGGCGGCGGCCACGAUGUUGACCAACAACGCGGCGGGGACAAGUGCGCUGACCGUGCAUACUGCCACCAGCGGGACGACCGCGGCAGCUGCCGGCGCCCCUUCUGAUGGUCCCCCUCUUGCCCCUCGUAUGGACCGGUCGCCGAUCCACGACGAAGCGACGCAGAAGUGGAUCCACCGGCUGCACGAGCUGGAGAAGCGGCUCAAGGCCGAGCGCGAGGGCCGCCUGUUAGAUCGCACCGGGGCGCGCAAGCGGCUGGAGGAGCGCGAUGCGGAGAACCAGCGCCUCCGCGCCCAGCUAGUGCGCGAGCGGGAGAAACGCGGCGUACCGGCGCCUAGUGGCACGAUGACCGACACCUCGACCGAUGACGAUGGACACAUCAUCGGGCGACGGGUGCUACAUCAUCAUCAUCAUCACCAUCAUCGGACGGAACGGUUCCCUUCGUCGAGUGGCACGGCGAGCGGCACGGGCGACGAGCGCGACCAUGUGGCUGAUGAGCAGAGUUCGAGUGAGGGGGAGGGGAUUGUCGUUGAUAUUGAAGUUUAG
Penicilliopsis zonata CBS 506.65 is the source of this 5385-nucleotide messenger RNA. RefSeq lists its product as hypothetical. The transcript has 2 exons. The record is from RefSeq and is a predicted model, not a curated record. NCBI's taxonomy places the organism in Eukaryota, Fungi, Ascomycota, Eurotiomycetes, Eurotiales, Aspergillaceae. Bases 1 to 5385 code for a protein of 1794 amino acids. Gene Ontology annotation, cellular component: microtubule organizing center.